Messenger RNA from Leucoraja erinaceus (little skate), 3959 nucleotides. It is a transcript of the gene mdm4, whose product is annotated as MDM4 regulator of p53. The record is from RefSeq and is a predicted model, not a curated record. The coding region runs from base 193 to 1704 and encodes 503 amino acids. NCBI's taxonomy places the organism in Eukaryota, Metazoa, Chordata, Chondrichthyes, Rajiformes, Rajidae. Gene Ontology annotation, molecular function: ubiquitin protein ligase activity. Gene Ontology annotation, cellular component: nucleus. Gene Ontology annotation, biological process: negative regulation of apoptotic process; regulation of cell cycle. The transcript is spliced from 11 exons.
GGAGUGGGCGGGAGCUUCCGAGGAGGGUUCAACAUGGCGGCAAGACGGCGGGCGCCCGUCACCGACUGAUGGUUGUCCCCGCCGCCUCCAGCGGCUAGACUAUCCGGCUAUCUGGCGCGGCCCGGCCCGGCCCGUGUGUGAGCAGCAGCAGCGAUGGACACCGGGCGUUAGUGUGAACAAAACCCUGUCAACAUGACAACAGCAUCCACAUCUAAACCAUAUACAUCAUCUGAUAAUCCAUGCAGUAUAUCAGCAGAGAAGGUUGGCCAGAUAAGGCCAAAGGUGCCUCUGCUGACCAUUCUACAUGAAGCAGGUGCGUCCGGGGAAACCUUCACAUUGAAGGAGGUGAUGUAUUAUCUCGGUCAGUAUAUCAUGUUAAAGCAACUCUACGAUCAACAACAGCAACACAUUGUGUAUUGUGGAAACGAUGCACUUGGAAAAGUAUUUGGAGUCCAAAGUUUCUCUGUCAAAGAUCCAAGCCAGUUGUAUGACAUGCUUUCGAGGAACCUGAUAGCUGCCAACUUCCAAGAUGCUGCACAGACCUGCACACUUGUAAAGGAUACGAAAUGCCUGCCUAUGAGGGAAGACCAGCCGAAGUGCUCUGCAUCAGGAGAACGCGAAGAAGAACCAACUGCCUGGAACAAACCCACUUCCGCUACCUCACACUUAAAAAGGAAGAGCUCCGAAUCAGAUGAGUCUCUAACAGAUGAAAACCUUGAAGCUAAGAGGCUCAAAGCGGAUAAUGUUUCUGAUCUCUGGGACACUGCCGGACUGCCGUGGUGGUUCAUUAAAACCUUGCGCACCAAUUAUGGAAGCAUGAAAAGCGGAUCAACAGAUAUUCAUAGCAACCAGGAUAUAGACACCGCCAUUGUCUCCGACUCCACCGAUGACCUGUGGUUUCUCAAUGAACCAGCUGCUGACCCGGCCAACGUGGACGCCAAGUUGGACAAUACUGAGUUGAAAGGGAAAGAUGAUUAUGAGGGUGAGGUGGAGGAAGGCAAAGACACCGAUCACAAGGAGGUUAUUGGAGUUACAGUAUUUGAGGGGGUGAAGGACCCGCUAGGCUCGGGAGACGAUACUGACACUGAGGUAUCCGAAGAGGCCGACGACUCCCAAGAUUCAAAGGUCUCUUGGAAAUGCACCAAAUGUGGUCGGUGUAACCCCUCUCAGAAGCAGUACUGCCUCCAGUGCUGGGCUCUCCGUAAAGGCUGGCACCUCAAUUGCCCCAAGUUUGUACCUUGCGCUUCUGAGCCCUCCAUUGUUGGUUUUGUGGAAAUCGAGGAAGGCGAAGGGAUCGACGUUCCCGACUGCCGGCGCUCCAUCUCGGAGCCGCUGCCUCAGACCGAGGAAGCCAGACGCAAGGACAAGGGGAAGCACCCCCAGUGUCGCUCCUCCGCCUUCCCCGCGGGACGUCGCCUGCAAGCCUCCACCUCGAGCAUCAGCUUAGGCGGGAGUAAAGAGGAGCUGGGAUCUUCGGGUGAAGAAAUGAGGCUGAAAUCGGAGGGGUCCUUGCAGCAGCAGAGUAGCCGCUUGGGGCCAUGCAUUCUGUGCGGCCUGCGUCCCAGGACCGGUAAUAUCAUUCACGGGAAGACGGGACACCUCGUGGCGUGCUACGCCUGUGCCAAAACGCUGCACAAGCGCAAACUGCCCUGCCCUGUCUGUGUGCAGCCAAUCAGUACUGUCAUUAAAACCUUCGUAGGAUGAGCAUCUUGCUUGGAUAGAUUCCAGGAGGACGUGUAGGACCCAACGUGAAGAUAACCACACUGCUUGCAGUCUCCCGGAGCAGAGCUACCCAGACCCGAAACAUCACCAGUGAUGCUGCCUGUCCCGCUGUGUUCCAUGAGACAUGCAAUGUGUGUCUUGUCUCCGGUUUAAACCAGCAUCUGCAGUUCCUUCCUACGCAAACUCAGAUUCCAGAUCCACCCUGUGGUGGCCAGCCUCCUGCGGAUGUAAUGAAAUACCCAUUCCUUCAGACAAGCUGCCUAUUUGGAUCAUUACCAGGCAGUGUUUUGCCAUGAACUAACUGCCCUGGUUUCUCAACCUAGCUUUUUAAAACAAACACUGCCCAGACACGCACCUUUCCAAGCUCCUGUACGUAAAUACUUAAUUAACCGUGACACUCAACGGGGUAAAUGUGAUCGCAUUACCGAGACCAUCGGUUUGUUUUUGCUGCUUGAGUGGGUGACAUUUAACGUUAAUUUGCCAGUUCAGCCAAACUGCCACACAGGUGAUAUGAAAGUCAAAGUAUUUUGAGGAUUUCACACGAUGGGAUGCUCCCAACGUAACGGAACUCAGUGAGGAAUUGACGGCGUUAUUUAUUUGCACAAUUUUUGGAGCAGUGUCCAGCUCUUUGUGAAUAGUACAGAUAUAAAAAAAGUUUGCCACUUUUUCUUUUGGUUUUUUAAAGUUCGGUUUGUUAAAUAAAGUCGGCUAGGGUGAUACUUGGAUUUCCGUUCAAAGAUACAUAUAUAUAUAUAAUUAUACCUUCGCUGAAGACCCAGAAUAUUUUUCUCUCGCGCUGGCUAGAAGGAUUGUCUUGUCUAGGAUUGUACAUCUGGCUAAGUUAAGUGCCCCCAUCGCAUUCGUUAACUAACCAGUGUCAUCCAGAAUGGAGAAGACGUUGUCGUUAUUGAAUUGUAAAAACACUAAUGUCGUAAUCAGUAUUAAGCUAUCAGUAGCGAGGGAAUUCCAUGUAUAUAAAGCUGCUUAGAAACAAGUGUGUUCAUAAGAGCAGAUUUAGGUUAUAGAAACAUAGAAAAACAGGUGCAGAAGUAGGCCAUUCAGCCCUUCGAGCCAGCACACGAUAUGACCAUGGCUGAUUGUCCAAAAUCAGUACCCCGUUUCUGCUUUCUCCCCAUAUCCCUCGAUUCCAUUAGCCCUAAGAGCUAAAUCUAACUCGCUAGAAAACAUCCAGAGAAUUGGCCUCCACUGCCUUCUGUGGCCGAGAAUUCCACAGAUUCACAACUCUCUGGAUGAAAAGGUUUUUCCUCAUCUCCGUCCUAAAUGGCCGACCACUUAUUCUUAAACUGUGUGACCCAUUUGGCCCAUCAAGUCUACUCUGCCAUUUUAAUCGUGGCUGAUCUAUCUUUCCCUCUCGGUCCCAUUCUCCUGCCUUCUCCCCAUAACCCUUGACAACCUGCACUACCCUCUGACUAAAGAAAUCCCCGCCAUCUCCUUUCUAAAGGUACGCCUUUCCAGUUUCCCUUCUGAGGCUGUGGCCUCUGGUCCAAAGCUCUCCCACUAGUGGAAAUAUUCUCCCCACAUUCACUCUAUCCAGUGUGUGAAGAUACCCGUGCAUUUUAGUGCAAAAUCUUCACCAGUAAAGGGCCCGUCCCACUUACGCAAUUUUUUGUCGGCGACUUGCCGGCACCCGUCAUGAUCGCUUGCAGCAGGUGGCCAGAAAUCUUCAAUGUGUUGAAAAUCCAGCGGUGACCAGAAAUAGGUACGACUCUGGGCGACUACUCGUGACAAUACAGGCGUGUAAGUGGAACGGGACCUUAAGGGGCCUCUUUAUCCUGACAUUGUGAAGCCAGCAAGCACUAUGAUGGCGGAGAUGCCAUCAAAUGCAAUUCUGGUUUGCAAUGAGAAUGAAUAAUCUUAUUAUAUAUUUUGAACACAUCAGAAUUUGAGUUGAUGUCCUAGCAUAAGUGUUGGGAUUGUGCUAACACCAAAGGGAAUAUUGUCCCGUACAUCUUACAACGGAUGUGGAGCCAGUUCACAGUUUUAUCUGUGUUUUGACAUGGUAUUGAAAUAGAGCUUUGCGAAGAAUUAUUUUUGGAGAAUGAUAAAGUCUGCACUGCCGUUGUAUCUGACAGUAGGGCCAGCGCCAACAUCCUUCUCAUUACGCUCCCGGCCAAAACCUGUCACAUUUAAAUGUUCGAUUUACCUGCUAACUGUGCAAAUUCAGUGAAAGAAAAUGUACAGCUCAACGUUAAUAAAAUAUUUGACUAUUUAUUAUC